This is a messenger RNA of Enterobius vermicularis (human pinworm), 567 nucleotides long. The record is from the annotation of a GenBank genome assembly. Lineage: Eukaryota; Metazoa; Nematoda; Chromadorea; Rhabditida; Oxyuridae.
AUGUCGUCACUGUUUACAACAAUUGCUAGCACUUUAAGUCCAAAACCUGAUACUACUGUUGUGGUACCACAAUCAACAGAUGCUGUAGUGGUAGCAGGAAGAACGGCUGAAAGAAACCCACUUCAGCUCGGCGUUAUUCCUCCCACAACGUCAACAUCAACAACACUAAACCAGUUAGACUCCGCAAAGUUGCUGGAGAUGUUGAGAACGUUGCAAAAUAACCGUGCAGCUGCUGAAGCAUAUUCGCCUAUUACUUUACCACAGCUGGCAAAGCUGCUGCAAGCUCUUACAGCUCUACAAAAUACAGCUGCUAUUCCUAGAACGUCAACAUCACUGGAAGCACCACAGCUCGCCGAACUAUUAAACCUGUUGAGAUUUCUGUCCACGACUUCAACUCAGACUGUUGCGAGUCGGCAGCUACAAGCAGUACCAGCGCAAUACAAUGCUAAUCUACUAAACAAUUAUCAAUACUGGCUGACAUACUAUUGUCAACUUUAUCCACAACUUUGCAACUCAUAUGGCACAACAGCACUUGGUGUCAAUGUUGGAUUGGCUCGUUGUAAGUAA